AUGGCGGCCUCCCGACCUGGUGACCAUCUAGGGUGGAAUGAGAGUAUUCAUCAAAUACUUCUGGAAGCGCAAAACCGGUGGCUGCGGCCUGCAGAAAUCUGUGAAAUUCUGCGCAACCAUGACAAGUUCCGUAUUGCCCCAGAGCCCCAAAACAGGCCACCAAGUGGUUCGCUUUUCCUGUUUGACCGCAAGGUACUGAGAUACUUCAGAAAAGAUGGGCAUAACUGGAGGAAGAAAAGGGAUGGGAAGACUGUAAAGGAAGCUCAUGAGAGGCUCAAGUCUGGCAGUAUUGAUGUGCUGCACUGCUAUUAUGCACAUGGAGAAGGAAACGAGAAUUUUCAAAGAAGAACAUAUUGGAUGCUUGAAGAGGAACAAUCACGCAUAGUUCUUGUCCACUAUCGAGAAGUAAAGCAGGGGACUAGUAGGGCGAGCUUCUACCGUGUCAAAGACACUGCAGAGGCUAUUUCACACUCCCCAAACACAGACAACGGUGUAGGACAGAAUUCUGAGAUGGACACUUCUGUUUCAUCCAACUAUCACUCUAACAGCUACCAAAUGCCUACACAGACAACUGAAGACACAAUAAGCAUGGCCAGUGGCAAAGCUUCAGAAUACGAGGAUGUAGAAUCAGUGUACAAUCACCCGGCAUGUUCUGGAUUCGAUGCUAUUUUUCAGGGCCAACAGUCUAAUCCGUGCCUAAAUGUGUCUUGUUCGGGUGAUAAUACAGGGAAGUUGCCCGCUGUUUCCUCCUCGUUUGCUCAAAUCGGUGAGCUCAAAGAUGUUAAUGGUACUGGAUCAGAAUUUGAGUCACGAAGUCGAGUUGCAUUAUCAUCAUGGGACUUCGGAAACAGUAGUUAUGGAAUUGAGCACCUGCCAAAUGACUUCCCAUCUCCAAUACAAGCUGAUAUCGUGCCCAUUAAUCCCAGACAAGGAGAUAUGUUACUGGGGAACCUGUUUUUGAGUAGCUUUGGUAAAAGGCAGGAGUCUGCAACUCAUGUGGCAAUCCAAGAGCAAUGGCAGAAGGUACCAGAUGCACACCAUAGGGUGAUGCCUGAGAAAGAAUCUGGCCAUGGUUCUUUCAUGAAGCAUCACAUGUUGGAUGUUUCUGUGGUUGAAGACAGUCUGAAAAAGCUCGAUAGCUUUAACCGUUGGAUGAGUAAAGAACUUGGAGAUGUAGUAAACGAGUCACCUGCUCAAUCCACUUCUGCUACAUAUUGGCAAAGUGUAGAAAGUGAAGAUGGAAUUGAAAAUUCCAGUGUUCUGUCUCAAUCACACUUGGACCCGUAUUUGAUGACUCCAUCCCUCGCCAAUGACCAGCUUUUCACCAUCGUUGAUUUCUCACCGAACUGGGCAUACGUUGGCACAGAAGUGAAGGUCUUGAUCACAGGAAGAUUCUUGAAGAGCCAAGAAGACCUAGAAAACUGCAAAUGGUCAUGUAUGUUUGGAGAAGUCGAAGUUCCAGCUGAGAUUAUUGCAGAUGGUGUUCUCCGUUGCUAUAACCCUUUGCUCAAGGCUGGGAGAAUCCCAUUCUACAUCACUUGCUCGAACAGGAUAGCAUGCAGCGAAGUACGUGAAUUUGAAUUCCGUGUCAGCAUUGUCCAUGAUGUGGGCCCUGCCGACACUAACAACACUACUGAAAACCUCGAGAUGAGAUUUGAAAAGCUGUUAUGCCUGAGUCCAGUUUCCCCUCCGAAGCUCGAUGCAAGCACUUUAGGUGAAAAUGAAAUUUCCCAGUUGGGCAGUAAACUCAGAUUGUUGCUGAAAGAAGAAGGUGAUGAAUGGGAUUUGAUGGUGAGGUCGAUUUCAGAGGCACAGUUUUCAGCUCAGAAAGUGAAGGACCAGCUUCUUCAGAAACUGUUGAAGGAUAAACUGCAUGAUUGGCUGUUGCAGAAGGUAACCGAAGGUGGGAAGGGUGCAAGUGUAUUGGACGAAGGUGGACAAGGGGUGCUGCAUUUGGCAGCUGCUCUGGGAUUUGAUUGGGCCCUUGAGCCUACGAUCGUUUCUGGUGUGAGAGUCGAUUUCCGGGAUGUCAAUGGGUGGACUGCACUUCAUUGGGCUGCUUGUUGUGGCAGGGAGCGGACAGUUGCUUCUCUAUUACAUCUUGGAGCAGCACCCGGAGCACUGACAGAUCCCACUCCCGGAAACCCUACAAGUAGAACGCCAGCCGACUUGGCCUCUGCAAACGGUCACAAAGGGAUCGCUGGUUUCCUUGCUGAAUCUGCUUUGACUUCACACUUCACUACGCUCGCUCUGGACAAGCAGCAGGGAGGUAAUAAUGGUGGUCACAUCGGCUCUGCUGCAAAUAAUGUUCAACCUGUCCCAGGACCUUGGGCGACACCAGACGACAAUAAAGGACAGUCCUUGAAAGAGUCGCUAGAUGCUCUGAGCAAUGCCACUCAAGCUGCUGCUCGUAUUCACCAAGUGUUCAGACUGCAGUCAUUUCAAAGAAAGCAGCUAAAAGAGCGGGGUGGUGGGAAGCUAAGAAUAUCAGACGAAGAAGCACUUUCCUUCAUCAAAGUGAAGGGAACCAACAAGAAGCCUGACGAGCCAGUGUGGGCUGCUGCAGUGAGGAUUCAGAACAAGUUCCGGAGUUGGAAAGGCCGGAGAGAGUUCUUGGUUAUCCGGCAACAAAUUGUUAAGAUUCAGGCCCUCGUAAGAGGACACCAGGUGAGGAAGAACUACAAGAAGAUCAUAUGGUCAGUGGGGAUCGUGGAGAAGGUGAUACUUCGAUGGAGAAGGAAGAGAAGCGGUCUCCGUGGAUUCAAGCCCGAUUCCCUUACUGAAGGUCAAAGCAUAAGCGUUCAGCAACAUUCAUCACCAAGGGAAGAUGAUUACGAUUUUUUUAAAGAAGGAAGGAAGCAAACUGAAGAAAGAUCAAAGAUUGCUCUUGCGAGGGUUAAGUCUAUGGUUCAGUAUCCAGAAGCCAGAGACCAAUAUCACAGGCUUCGAAACGUAGUCACAGAGAUCAAGGAGACAAAGUCUGCUCAAAGUUCUGAAGCAGCAAGGUCCGAUUUUGAUGACCUUGUUGAUCUCGAAUCACUGUUGGAUGAAGAUAUUUUCAUGCCAACUGUUUAG
Molecule: messenger RNA, 3075 nt
Organism: Linum trigynum
Lineage: Eukaryota; Viridiplantae; Streptophyta; Magnoliopsida; Malpighiales; Linaceae
Source: the annotation of a GenBank genome assembly